AAAUUUAACCGUGUUUUCAUAUGAUUAAUCAGAACUCUGAUCCGAACAUAAGUUUCAACAGAAUUUUUUAUCAGACUAUUAGAGGUAAAAUAACUUAAAGAUAAAGCCACACUAAAUAAAAUAUUUAAAGUUGUUUAUACUUAGAAAUACAAACUUCUUACAACAAGUACUGAAAAGACAGUGAGAUUAUAGCAUUGCUUUCAAUAUUAUAAAUAGUACUUGAAUUGGAGUUUGCUAAUAGGUUUUAGAAGUAUAAGAGAAUGCUCUAUUGUUAGAUUGAAAAGGAAGGACGAUUAUGAGUUUAGGAAGAGAUUGAACAUAUUUAGUGUGGAGAUUGUGAUAUAUUUAUAUAUAUAAAUGCUAAUUUACACAAGUUCAAUAUAUCUGUAAUUUUCAAUAAAAAAUACAAUUUUUCUGGUGGAAGUGGGAAUUUAGCAACAAAGUUAAUUAUACUACAUCAUAAUCAAUUCAUUUUCAUUAUUAUUAGCAAUUUUAUUAAUUGGAAUGGAAAUAGUAAAGAAAUAACCUACUUGUUUAAAUCGAAUAGGUGCCUAUAUAUUAUGUUUGUUAAACAUAGAAUAGCUGUAAAAUGAGAUUUCAUCUAUAAAUGCAAUUCAAUCGGUAAUAUUUAUAGUAAUUUUAAUUACAUAAUUUGAAGAUGAAAAGAGAUGGCAUAUAAUAGGGAAACACUCAAUGAUAUUUUAUAUAUUUUUGAGAACACUGUUAUAAUAGUUUGAUUAAUUGUAUGUAACAUAAAUAGUUGCAUUUGUAAUAUAUUAACCUAUUAAUCAUUGGAUGUUGCACUAAAAUAUGUCUAAGGUAGUAAAUCAAUAAAAAAAAUAAUCGCUGGAUUUGAGUAAAUGUUAAUCUGAAUUGGUUCCACAAUAAUGCAAGGAUUGUUCAGAGUAGGAAGAGCAAUGUAGUAGUAAUUAUUAAAGAAGUUCUAAAGUGUCACAUAAUAUAAAAUAGUUGAAAUAGCUUUAGAUAAAUAAUCCAUUUUCUUAAGUUGCAGAUAUUGAUUAAAAAACUAUCUCAUAAUUUUAGAAACAAACAUCGAAUUUAGAUGUUCCUCAAAUUUGGAAUUUGUUGCCUUUUGGUAUUGCAUUAAUCAACAAUAAAUAUGAAAUAUUGACCUACAAUUAAAAAUUAUUAUAUUUUUUAAAACUAUCAGAUAAUGAUGGAAGAAACAUCAUCUUGAAUUUAGAUUUAUUAUUAGAAAGGUAUAUCAAUUAAAAUAAUAAGUCCUGAAUCAUGGGAAAGUAAAUCCGUAAAUUAAGUCAGUUCACAUUGUAGUCAUCGUUAAAGCAGAAGAUUUCAAACUAAAAGAUAAUUGUCCCUAAUAUCUAAAAGCAAUUAAGAAUAGAGUUCAAUUAAUCCAGAUGGAGGAACUCAUUCUCAUAUAAAUGGUAAUUUCGCUUUUAUGGCUAAUACAACUAAUCAGAUUAGAGAUGAAAUUCUUACUACUAAAUCGAGAUAUCGUAAUCUAGAUUAAUUACUUAAGAAAUUCGCAUAGAAUUCUUACUCAUUAACUAAUAAUGGAGAUUGUUCAUUUUAAUCUAUUGGAUAAAAUAUUUAAAUUAUCAAAAAAGUAUAAGAUAUUGGUUCUAAAAAAUAUUAUUUUAAAAUUAAAGUUUAUGAAUUAGACACAAUAGGAAAUAAAAUUAAUUAUUUAUUUGUGAUAGAGAAUAUUACAAAUAAAGAAGAAUUACGUUAAUUAAGUGUAAGAUACAAAUUUUAAUAAGUCUUACUCAAUUCUUUAUGUCAUGAAUUAAGAACACCAAUGAAUAGUACCUUAUCAUAAUUGAAUGCAUUAUCAUCUUUAAUUUCUCCAUAAAUUAGAGAUAAGAAUCUAAUACCAGCCAUAAUCUCAGCAAAAAAGUUAAUGUUUUAAUUAAAUGAUAUAUUAGACUAUGCACAAAUUGAUUGUAAGAAUUUUUAUUUAAUCAAUUCUUAAUUUGAAUUAAGUGAAAUAUUUGAUAUUUUAAAAGAACUAUUUGAAUAGGAAUGUAAAGAGAAAAAUCUACAACUUUUUCUAAAUUUUUAAAAUAUCAAAAAUACUUAAGCAAUAUAUAGUGAUAAAGAAAGAAUUAUAAGAAUCUUAGUUAAUUUAAUUGAUAAUUCAAUCAAAUUUACUAAUGAAGGUGGAUCUAUCAAUGUUACUGUUCAGUAGGAAAAUCAUUAUGUAAACUUUUGUGUUUUCGAUGAUGGAGUAGGUAUUUCUGACAAGAUCUUAGCAACUAUUAAAAGUAAUAAAGAUAUUCAAAUGCAAGAUUAAUUUGAUGUAAAAGAAACAAAACUUGGUUUAGGUUUAAAAAUUUCAUAAUAAAUUGCUAAAUUUUUAUGUGUUGAUAAAGAACUUAAAAUUGAGAGCAAAGAAAAAUUAUUCACUAAAAUUUAAUUUAGGAUAGAAAAUAAUUAUAAAUAUUUAAAACAUUUAAAAUUUCCUUCAUUUUAAGGAUGUAAUUUUAAUAUUAAUUGCGAUUGCAUAUAAAUCUUAAAUGUUGAUGAUGUUAGAUUUAAUCACAGUGCAAUUGAAGCACUCCUUGCUUAAUAAAAAAUAAAGAUGGAAAGUGCUUAUAAUGGAGAAUAGGCCAUUUAAAUGAUUAAAAAAAGAUUAGAACAAAAUUGUUGUAAAACAUAUAAAUUAAUAUUCAUGGAUAUUGAAAUGCCUAUAAUAAAUGGAUAUUAAGCAUCUAAAGAAGUACUUUUAAUUAUAUUCAUUUAGAUAACUAAAAUUUUAGAACAACAUAAUUUAACAGACUAAACUGUUAUUGUAAUGUGUUCAGCCUAUAAUGGAUAUGAAAAUAGUAAUUAAGCUAAGACUUGUGGAAUCAAAGAAGUACUCCCAAAGCCUAUUGAACAAAAAUAACUCAAACAAUUACUUGACAAAUAUUUAUUAUGA
Molecule: messenger RNA, 2902 nt
Organism: Paramecium sonneborni
Lineage: Eukaryota; Ciliophora; Oligohymenophorea; Peniculida; Parameciidae
Source: the annotation of a GenBank genome assembly